AGCUACAUGUGGACGCGCGAAUAUUCCGUUUGUAAAAUGGCGGUGUGAGUGUGCGGCCUGCUGCUGCUGAGAUUCCCGCGAACAUUAUUUCAGACAUUCAACAUUGUGCGUUCGGCGCGAACUGCUGGCGGGAAACUCUGUAUGUGUUUGUAUUUGACAGUUAAGUUGUGAUGGCCAAGCGUAUUGCAGAAAAGGAGCUGACGGACAGAAACUGGGAUCAGGAAGAUGAAGGAGAAGAGGCUGGAAUGUUUUCAGUUGCAAGUGAAGAUGUGAUGAAAAAUCGUGCCAUCAAGAGGGCGAAGCGUCGUAACGGGGGCACAGAGGGAGAGAGUGGAGGGGCUUUUAAAGUGUUUAAGGGUUUCUCGCUGACCCCAGCUGCAGCAGGGGCAACAUUAUUCUCUGGUUUUGGUAACAGAGAUGGAUUCAAACCUCUCUCCAGCCUGACCAAUGGCAGCAUGGCAUCCGUUGCUCCAUCCUUCGGAGGUUUUAACACUCCUACAUCUGCUAAGACCAACAGCGGUCAUUUAACGUUCAACAGCCCCCCCCCCUCCAAACCCACAGAUGCUGAUGUCACGUCUAAUGGCUCUGCCCCCAGCAGUAAAGAAUAUAACCGCCAGCUCACCGCCCUCAACUGCUCCGUACGCGACUGGAUCGCCAAGCAUGUCAACGACAGCCCCCUGUGUGACCUCAAUCCCAUCUUCCGCGACUACGAGCGGCACCUGGCCAGCAUAGAGAGGAAAUAUGGCAGUGGUGCAUCAGAUGGCAGCACAGAGAGCGUGUCAUUUGAGGGGGAGCAGAAACAGCUUGUGUCGAGUAGCGCAGCAGCAGGUGUUACUGCGACCGUGUCUGGCAGCAGCACAUCUCCACCGCUCUUCUCAUUUAAGGACAAGGAUGGCGCCAACGCAGAGAAACCAGCAGCAGCGCAUGCGCCAGACACUAUUCCUGCUGGCGUCUCCUUUACUUUUGGGCAGAAGGUGGACAGCUCUGUGCUUGGCACGCUGGCGUCUAGUGGAGCUGCGUCUUUCUCUUCCUCGGGGGCAUCUGUGUUUGGAGCCACGGUUAGUAGCGGCAGUCCUGCAGUGUCAUCUUCUCUUAAUGCGGGCAGCAACAGUCAGACUGCAGAUGAGAAUGGAAAAGAAUCAGAUGAGCCGCCCAUUCCUGUGGUUAAAGAAAUCAAGGAGAAAGACGCUUUCUACUCUAAAAAGUGUAAGUUGUUUUAUAAGAAGGACAGUGAGUUUAAGGAGAAAGGAGUUGGUACGCUGCAUUUGAAGAUGGUAUCUGAGAAUAAACUACAGCUGUUAGUGCGAGCUGACACCAACCUGGGAAACAUCUUGCUGAACAUCAUGGUGCCUUCCUCCAUGCCUUGCUCACGAACUGGCAAAAACAAUGUGAUGGUGGUAUGCGUGCCAAAUCCUCCAGUGGACGAGAAGAAACCCAGCACACCUGUUCCAGUGCUCAUACGUGUCAAAACGGCAGAAGACGCAGAUGAACUGCAUCAAAUCCUGCAGGAGAAGAAAGCCUGAACUGUCUCUGCCCGUCCUCAUGUAUCGUGUGUUUGAAUGAGACUCACAAAACCUGGUUACGUUACACACACACACCUUACUCUUGAGUUUACUCGCUCUAUUGCAUCUAAAACAGCUCUCUUGCGUCAGCGUUAAUCACAUCUACUGUGAAAUCACUCAUGGUCCUACUGUAACGCUGGUUUAAGUUGUAUUUUAUUUUAUAUAUAUAAAGUGAAGCGUAUCAGUGUAUUAUCACACACUCGAGUCUGGAUUGAUGAUCAUUCCUUUUUGAUUUUUAAUUUAGCUGCUAUUUAAAGUAAUGGUUCACCCAAGAAUGAAAAUCUGUCAUCAUUGACGCAUCCUUAUGUAGUUCCAGACCAGUAUGAACUUUCAUCUGCUGUUGAGCAUGAGGAUGUCAGUCAAGCUCCAAAACUUCAGAAGUCAUGUAAUUGCAUUGUCACAAACAGACCCCAUUUUUAAGUCUCUAUUAGCUGAAAAUCGUAGUAACCAAGCGCAGUGUGCCAUUUUUAAUAUUCUGGAUGUGAGUGUGGUAAAACGCAAGAUUAUCAUGAACAGACCCAAAGGUAAGUUAUCAUAUGAUUACAGGAGUUUUGGAAUAUGGCACAAAUCAAAUGUACUACUUUUAUGGUGUACUUAAGAUCUUUUUUUUUUUUUUUUGUGGUCACUUAUAAACUGUGAAUUAAUUUUCCUUAGAAAAAAGUAAAUCAUACAGGUUUGGAACAACACAAGGGUGAGUAAAUAAAGACCGAAUCUUCUUUUUUGAGUGGUGUGUUCCUUUAAGGGAUUAAUCAAAGUGCAGACGGCGCAGACUGUUUAAUGUGGAUCGCUUUGAUUCAGUUUUAAUUCUUGGAAAUUUUUCUGAACAUAUUGGAUCUGUAAGUAUGGAUUGAGUUCUGUACAGUUUUCCAGGGUUUAGAGGUCAGUAUUAAACAUUGUAGAUCAUUAAAUCUUGAUUUGCUGGUAUUUGUUUUUUCCAGUUGAGAAUAAUAUGCAUCAGAAUAGUUAUAUUGCUGUAAUCAAAUUUAAUUGCCCACAGUUUUUGAUCUGAGAAAAUCAGAUGUACCCAGUUCUUUUUCCUGUUGCUGUGUUUGGGGAACUUGCUGUGUUUGUCAAUAUUUAUUGGAGAUGAGGAUUUUGCGUGAAUUAUAUGAACCCUGUAAAUUACUCCUCGCCCUUGAAUGAUCUGAUGUAUGUAAAUGAGUGAUCGGUGGCUUUAUGGCAAUCUGUCUCUAAAAUGAUCUCCUAAAUUAGUUUCCUUUAAGUGACCUUUUUACUGCCUUACACAUUGAGGUGUGUGUUUCAAGUGUUGAACAGCACUAAAUCUAUCUUACAUUCUUUGAGUGGUGAAUAAAUCAAAUGAACCUGACAAGUGACUUGUUUUAUUUGCAGCAUGUUUUAUUCAAAAGUCGGCUUAUGCGAGACUAAGCUCAACCAUUCAACCCUGUUAUCGAAGUUACUGUAAGAAAUCAAAUUUUCCAU
Molecule: messenger RNA, 3002 nt
Organism: Myxocyprinus asiaticus (Chinese sucker)
Lineage: Eukaryota; Metazoa; Chordata; Actinopteri; Cypriniformes; Catostomidae
Product: nuclear pore complex protein Nup50-like
Exons: 8
Coding region: 171-1523 (450 amino acids)
Biological process (GO): protein import into nucleus
Cellular component (GO): nuclear pore
Source: RefSeq, a predicted model, not a curated record